GUUUGUAUGAGAGAGAGAGAGAGAGAGAGAGAGAGAGAGAGAGAGAGAGAGAGAAACUAUGCAAAAAGAAUGAGAAUAGGAGUGUGCUUGCCAGUCAUUGCAAAGUGUCCCUAGAGUAGGCAGAUGGGAGGAGAAAGAAAGGAGGCCCGUGGGUGUCGCUGCAUGCUUCCCUUAAGUCCAACUCAGGAAAGCCGUGGUCAGCAUGACCUAACAGACGAAGGGGGCAGCUCUUCCCAAUCUUCUCCAGCUGAAGGAUGAUGGCCAGACCUUGGAAGGCGCCACAGCUCCUGGUGGCCAUUCUGGUGGCCCUGGUGGCCUUCAGCUGCCAACAAAAGAGGAAGACAUAUAUAAGCGUCUUCAAAAUGAGUGCGCUGGAUUCUUCUGCACAGAGCACACUGAAGUAUGUCACGGAGGAAUACAACAAGAAAAGUGAUGACUUGUACAACUUCAGGAUCAUCCGCAUCCUGGAUAUUGAGUCUCAGGUAACAGACCACAUGGAGUUACACAUCACAGUGGAAAUGCGAAGGACCACCUGCUUCAAGACAGAGAAGAGUACCUGUGAUGUCCAAGAAGGGGAACUUUACAAGCAAAUCCGGUGCUACUUCUCGGUGUAUACCAUGCCCUGGCUUGAAAGAUACAAAAUUCUCAGAAAAAACUGCACCAGUGCCUGAGUGUCUUGGAGCACAAGCUGUGUCCACCAAGCUUUGGGGUCACCCUGCAAUCAACAGUAACCCUCCGCUCACACAAUAAAGAUGG
Molecule: messenger RNA, 756 nt
Organism: Alexandromys fortis (reed vole)
Lineage: Eukaryota; Metazoa; Chordata; Mammalia; Rodentia; Cricetidae
Gene: Cst11
Product: cystatin 11
Exons: 3
Coding region: 255-671 (138 amino acids)
Biological process (GO): defense response to Gram-negative bacterium
Cellular component (GO): sperm head; cytoplasm; nucleus
Molecular function (GO): cysteine-type endopeptidase inhibitor activity
Source: RefSeq, a predicted model, not a curated record